Messenger RNA from Alternaria infectoria, 1659 nucleotides. RefSeq lists its product as uncharacterized. The transcript has 2 exons. NCBI's taxonomy places the organism in Eukaryota, Fungi, Ascomycota, Dothideomycetes, Pleosporales, Pleosporaceae. The record is from RefSeq and is a predicted model, not a curated record. Bases 1 to 1659 code for a protein of 552 amino acids.
AUGCGACCACACUACGAAGAAGCCUACAACAUGCUACCCGAUCACGAGGCCGAUGAAUCUUCUGAACAAGAGCUGGAUCAGAUCAAGUCAAUACGUGUAGCGAUCCUUAUCGAGAAAGCCUCCGCCCUUUCAACGUUGGAGCAGACCGACGAAGCUUUGCAAGCAUUCAAUGAGGCGAGAAGAUUGCAGGGCGCACAACCACUCGCUGGGACCAUUCUGGACGACAUAACGCGACUCUUUCCGAAUGAGGACGAGGCCCAUAGGCUAAGGCUAAUGGAGAUCCUCAAGAGCUGGACUGAGAAGGAGCGCGAUAGCUUCUUCACGUUCAAUCUCGAGGAUUAUGUAAUGGAGCGUACGGUGAAGCGCGUGCAAAGGGCAGCGAUGCUGUGCAACGAGACCGACCUACUCAUCGGCUGGCUGAAGAGUUUAGCCAACACCCUUCCGCCACAAAGCCUACAUUUGUUCAACAUUCGAGGCGCGGUGGCAGACAUCUACUACCCAAUGUUGGGCGAUAUCGAGAACGGCAAGAGACUACGUCAGGAGCUCCUAGCUUUGAAGACAAAGCCCGAUCUUGACUAUGAAGACUCUAUGAAUGAGGCAAAGACGCGCCACCGAAUGGACCUGGCAGACAUCUUGUUCUGUGAGUUCCAGAUGACUGCUGAUCCAACGAGAAAAGAGGCCAUCAUGGGCACCUUGAGAGAUCUACCAAGCGCCCACGACAACGAUGACGACAACAAGAACAUUCGAGAAUCCCAUGUCGAUAUGCUGCGCGCAAAUAUGCUUCGGAUCAUGGGCCCUGCAAAGGAAUAUGAGAGGUACAUGAAGGAACUGUUCAAGAAGUGUGUCGCCGGUCUUGAAGACAGCAUCUCGUGGAACGACUCGUCAAGUCUGCGACUACUAGCCAAGGUCUUGGCGUCUUUGGACAGCUUAGAGUCUGAUGCAAGAAUUGCCAUCAGCGCCCAGUUUUCGAUCCUCGACUUUGCGGUCUAUGGACGUCAUCCUGAACCGGAACAGUCGGAGACACAUUCCGACGAGAGCGACAUCGAAGCUGGUGCAGAACAAGAGCUAGUGAAGGAAGAAAGCGAAACGUUUAACGAAGGCGACGUUAUUCAGAACAAUUCCCUGACGGGUGAAGCACAUGAUGCUGAAAGCGAGGAUCUUCCGGAAGAGCCGAUUGAGGAGAAGCAGGAUCCUACAGAGCCGGGAGAACAGGAUGUGCCUGAAACAGAGUCCGCCGAUCAAACGGAAUUCGAUGAGCUUGAUGAAGACGUGUUUCUAGGUGGAGGUCUUGGCUGCGACGGGCCAUGCGAGACGAACAUCUCAUCGUGGACUCAGCCAAUCUACUACUGCCUCAUUUGUCCCAACUGCGAUUUGUGCGAAGAUUGCCACUCCAAGCGCGUCCAGCAAACGAAGGGAGCCGAACCGACAGAAGAAAGGACCGACGAGCCGUGGCUGAGCUUUUGCGGCGCAAAUCACCGCUACAUCAAAGGGCCGAUGAAGGAUUGGAAGGGCGUCAAGAAUGGCGUUAUCCGGUAUGCGGAUACGGAGAUCACCGUGGCGGAAUGGCUUCGGGGGCUCAAGGAGGAACGUUGGCCGAAUGCUUGGAAGAUCUUUUGGACGAGGCAAGGAGGGUUGAAGGAUAUCGGGGUUGAAGAUUGA